AUGGUUAGCAAGGUCGUCCACGAGACCCUCGCGGCAUUCGUCGCUGAACGCGACUGGGCGCAGUUCCACACUCCAGAAAACCUCGCCAAGAGCGUUGCCAUCGAGGCUGGUGAACUUCUCGAGUGCUUUCAGUGGUGCGCUGAAGCAGACCCGAAGCGCGUACGAGAAGAACUUGCAGACGUACUGACCUACUGUCUCCUUCUCGCUGAUCGCAUCGGAGCCGAUCCUGAGCAGAUCGAAGCAGCAAAAAGUAUGAUGAAAUUGGCACGGCUUGAUUUCUCCCAAACAGCCGUUACAACGUGGAAGACCCAUGAUGAGAAACAUGGUAAUUGGCCUGUCGUGUAUUUAUUGGACGACGGCAAUGGCACCGCACGCGCCAAUUCGAACACGCUGAGGGACAUCUACAUUGGAGAGACGCUCAAUGCCGCCAACCGAAUGCAUCAGCAUCUCAAAACGCCCGCGAAACAGCACCUCAAGAACAUUCGUAUCGUCAUCGGUGAAAGAUUCAAUAAGUCCGUUUGCCUUGAUUUGGAGUCUUACCUUAUCAAAAUGUUGGCCGGCGACGGUAGUAACCGGGUGCUCAACAGAAAUAAUGGCAUCACGGACACGCAAUACUAUCAACGCGAGAUGUACCGCGAAGGUUUUCGCAACAUCUUCGAACGACUCAAAGCGGAGGGCGUCUUCUCGCGAAGUAUCCCCGAAAUUGAAAACAGCGACCUUUUCAAGCUGUCGCCAUCCAAAGCGCUGACGGAAGAGCAAGCCAACUCGGUAGAGGAAAUCGUCAAUGGGCUUCUUACUGAUAUCGAGAGAGGCAGCAAAAGCACAAUCGUCAUCCAGGGUGAUCCAGGUACAGGCAAGACGGUCAUGGCCAUAUAUAUGAUCAAAUUACUCAUCGACAUCAAGACAUUUACUUCACUAGAAGAUCUGGAUAGCGACUUGCGGUUCUGUAAUUUCUUUACCGUAAGGAACCAACGGCUACUUCACGAUCUCCGCAUCGGCCUAGUAGUGCCCCAGCAAUCAUUGCGAAAGUCCAUCCAGAUCGUCUUCAAGAAGACGCCUGGGCUUGAACCCUCAAUGGUCAUGGACCCCUUCAAAGUUGGAGAAGCAGAGGGAGUUUUCGACCUCCUGUUGGUUGAUGAAACUCAUCGGCUUAAUCAACGUGCCAAUCAAGCGGGGGCAAUCCUUAACACCAAGUUCGGAACCAUCACGAGCUCGCUCUUUGGCAGUGACGAUAAAAGCAAGACCCAACUUGAUUGGAUACGGGCGAAGAGUCGACACCAAAUAUUCCUCUUAGACGCAGCGCAGAGCGUUCGACCAGCUGAUCUGCCCACCGAGCUGUUAUCAGGUCUAGUCGCCGACACUCGUGCAUCGGGGCGGCAUUUUCAACUUCGAACUCAGAUGCGUGUCAAAGCGGGAUCCGAUUUCGUGUCUUACGUUCGUUGGAUCCUCGAUCCUCACCCUCUCUCAUAUCCAAGAGUGAAACAAGAUUUUGGAGAAUAUGACUUUCGCUCAUUCGACAACGUUGCACACAUGCGAGACCAGAUUUUCCAACAUAACGCUGAAGUAGGCCUUUCACGGAUGGUCGCUGGCUUUGCAUGGCCGUGGAAUAGUAAAAAGGAUAAAAACAAGUUUGACAUCGAAAUUGACGAGACACAGCUCCGCUGGAACAGCGUCAUCGCUGACUGGAUUUCUUCUAGAAAAGCGCUCGAGGAAGUAGGAUCAAUCCACACUGUCCAAGGUUAUGAUCUGAAUUACGUUGGUGUUAUUAUUGGUCUUUGA
Molecule: messenger RNA, 1779 nt
Organism: Glarea lozoyensis ATCC 20868
Lineage: Eukaryota; Fungi; Ascomycota; Leotiomycetes; Helotiales; Helotiaceae
Product: all-alpha NTP pyrophosphatase
Exons: 2
Coding region: 1-1779 (592 amino acids)
Biological process (GO): DNA protection; dCTP catabolic process
Cellular component (GO): cytosol
Molecular function (GO): dCTP diphosphatase activity
Source: RefSeq, a predicted model, not a curated record